AUGGUGUCUUUGAUACUCAGCCGUUGGAUUCGUCGUAAUUGGAAUUGUACUCGGCCAGCCGUCCGACAAAUAUCAUCAUCAUCAUCAUCAUCAUCAGCUGCAACUGCAACUGUAACUGCGCCAUGGCUGAAGAUUAAAGACAGCGUUGAAGAUGACGUCAACAUGUUCUACAACUUUUUCAACGUUGCUGAUAAAACUGUCGAAAAAAUAGCAAAAGAUGAGAUAUCGAAAAAAGGGGGGUUAGUGGUGGGAUCUUCGCAUGGUUGGCUAGCUUUGUAUAAGCAGCGUACGAAAUCCGAGGAUAACUACGAUUUGUUACUCCACAAUCCCCUCUCUCAUCGUUCCGUAAAUCUACCUUCCAUCGAAACCUUGUCUAUUCCCACUUGCACCGACUUUAUUUCCAUAUUUGAAUUGAACCGUCCCAAAAAGGUCAUCCUUUCAUGCUCUCCCGACGACGAAAACGAAUGUCGCGCAAUUAUGUCUUUCGGUCCGGAUGAUAGGCUUGCCUUUUGCUGCCCCGGACUCGGUAACGAGUGGACUCCCAUCGGCGAUCUCUUUCACGAGAACGACCGGAUCAACGAGGAAUUCUUUGGACGAUGUAGUGACAACACUAGGGUUCCAAGGUUCUACGAGGACUUUGUGUAUUCCACUAGGAGAAAGAAAUUAUUCUGCGCGACAAAGUUCGACAACUUCGAGAGCUGGGAUCUUGCGGAUAUUGCUAACCCUAAAAUGAAUUGGAAGACGGCAGACGACGACAUGGACUUCGAUGACGAUAACUACCCUUGGACCGUCCGAUCGGACCUUGAGUAUUUGUUGAAGAAAGACUUUUGCAGCUCAUUCAAAUACCUUGUGUUUGCGGAGCGGUCCGAUCGGCUUUUUCUUGUGAGGCGUAACGUAAUGAAAGAAAUCGGCACUCUUGAAAACAAUGAUGGCUCUCUUCAUUAUUUCAAGAACGAAGAUGCUCCGUACUUGACUAUCGGUUUCGACGUUCACGAAUUAAUCGUUGACGACCCGAAAAAAGGAGAGCUUAGGUACAUGAACGGUGAGUUGGAUGGAAUGGCGUUCUUCAUUGGUUCAACAGGCCACGGAGUCGUCGUCGAAGAUGAACAGAAGGGUGUGGAGCCGGAUUCCAUCUAUUUCACCGACCCAAAGGAACUCACUCCAGAUCCUUAUGAACAAGAUUUAGGAUUAUACGGUGGCCACGAUUUAGGCAUCUUUAAUUAUCGACAAAGGACUUUCUCAACGUGCUACUAUCCGCGUGAUCCCCUAGACAUGAAUAAAAUUGAUCCGACACCAACAUGGUUCACCCCAUCCCCUAAUUAG
Messenger RNA from Erythranthe guttata (spotted monkey flower), 1323 nucleotides. The record is from RefSeq and is a predicted model, not a curated record. NCBI's taxonomy places the organism in Eukaryota, Viridiplantae, Streptophyta, Magnoliopsida, Lamiales, Phrymaceae.